GCCUAUAUCCUCUGUAGUGUUACUUGAGUGCGUGGCAGGAGAGGCGGAGCCACUGGAUGUUUUCACGCGCGCUUGCAACUGCUGCAAUUACUGGUGCCGUCUGCUCACGCAAAUCUGCUAGCGUGGGAACGAGCUUUGGCAUUGAGAACGUCCGGAUAGUUGCUGCAAAGACUGUAUUGACGUUAGUGGCUUCAGCGGCGGCCUCUUCUUAAGGUACAGAUAACUGCUUUCUGCAGAGAUCCCGGACAUUUUUCGUAGAUUGCUGUAGGCUUUGCGCGCCUAGCAGGAGACAUGCCUCGCGGACGUAAGAGUCGGCGCCGCCGCAACGCAAGGGCCGCAGAAGAGAACCGCAAUAAUCGCAAGAUCCAGGCCUCAGAGGCCUCUGAAACCCCGAUGGCCGCCUCUGUGGUCCCGAGCACCCCGGAAGACGAUGUGAGCGGCCCAGAGGAAGACCCGAGCACCCCAGAAGAGGCCUCCACCACCCCCGAAGAAACCUCGAGCACUGCUCAAGCGCAAAAGCCCUCGGUAGCCCGGAGCAAUUUUCAGGGCACCAAGAAAAGCCUCCUGAUGUCCAUAUUAGCCCUCAUCUUCAUCAUGGGUAACAGCGCCAAGGAGGCCUUGGUCUGGAAAGUGCUGGGGAAGUUGGGGAUGCAGCCUGGCCGGCAGCACAGCAUAUUUGGAGAUCUGAAGAAGGUCGUCACUGAAGAGUUUGUGCGCAGAGGGUACCUGAUUUAUAAGCCAGUGCCGCGCAGCAGUCCCGUGGAAUACGAAUUUUUCUGGGGCCCUCGAGCUCACGUGGAAUCGAGCAAGCUGAAAGUCAUGCAUUUUGUGGCAAGGGUGCGUAACCGAUGCUCCAAGGACUGGCCAUGUAAUUACGAUUGGGAUUCAGACGAUGAUGCAGAGGUUGAGGCUAUCCUCAAUUCAGGUGGUAGGGGUUACUCCGCCCCUUAGAGAAACCUGGGGCAGAACCUUGGGGGUGGAAAAGAGUCAAAGUUACCCCAAGGAGUAGAUCGCCUGGGUCUUUGGUUUAAAAAGACAGGGAUUGGGGAGGGGCACUAUAUUUAGUAUUUGUGAUCAGUGCUAAUUGUUUAACUGUGGAAUAGAGCAUUUACUUUGGAUACUGUAAAAUUUUAUUCAUUUUAGUGAUGUUGAAUUUCGAUCACAAUCUGUUCCUAAAUAUAAUUGAAGAGGCGAGUUUUUUCUUUUAUUUUCUUUUGUCAUUUACAAUUAGGAUAACAGUUUUCCUAGCGAUAUAAAAUGAAGUGUUCCCAUCGUAGUCUGUGAUCAGGUCCAUUAUAGAAAAUUGAAAAAGGCUGUUCUUUGAAAGUUUGAAAUAACCAGUAAAAUGGGAAAAUAUGGGAGAAUUAUUCAUGUAUGAUUUUUCUGCACCCCUUCAUGUCUGCUGUUGUGUAAAGAAGGUUGAUAUAUACUGUGAUUUUGAUUAGUUAUUGCAGAAUGUAGACUAAAAUAAAAGUCUAAUGACUAGGA
Choloepus didactylus (southern two-toed sloth) is the source of this 1488-nucleotide messenger RNA. It is a transcript of the gene MAGEH1, whose product is annotated as MAGE family member H1. The record is from RefSeq and is a predicted model, not a curated record. Gene Ontology annotation, biological process: negative regulation of transcription by RNA polymerase II. Lineage: Eukaryota; Metazoa; Chordata; Mammalia; Pilosa; Megalonychidae. Bases 292 to 951 code for a protein of 219 amino acids. Gene Ontology annotation, cellular component: nucleus. The transcript has a single exon.